Molecule: messenger RNA, 834 nt
Organism: Aphanomyces invadans
Lineage: Eukaryota; Oomycota; Saprolegniomycetes; Saprolegniales; Verrucalvaceae
Exons: 1
Coding region: 30-683 (217 amino acids)
Biological process (GO): glutathione metabolic process
Molecular function (GO): glutathione transferase activity
Source: RefSeq, a predicted model, not a curated record
UCUCCCUCGACAACGGCGGAAAUUGGACAAUGUGGCGUGCCCCGCUGGCGCGCCGUGGGCUCGCAACGCUCAAGCUCACGUACUUUAACAUGGCUGGCCGCGCCGAGUUGACACGGCUCGCGCUGUUCAUCGGCGACAUCUUCUUCGAAGAUGAACGGAUUUCAAUGAAGCGUCUCAAGAACAUGAAGCACUCGCUCCCGUACGGCCAGCUGCCUGUGCUCAUGGUCGACGACCUCGUGCUGGCCCAGUCCCAUCCCAUCGCAAAGUAUGCAGGCACGUUGGCAGGGCUGUACCCCCACAAAGAGCCAUUGGAAGCGUUCAGGGUGGACGAGAUGCUCGCUCACUUGAUGAGCAUGAGCAACGCCAUAUAUGCCGUGUUUGGCGAGCUAGAUCAGGCUGAGCGCGCUGUGCGGGCCAACGAGUUGGUCGAAGUGAAGCUGCCUGCGAUGUUUGACGUGCUGGAGAAACGACUUGUGUCCACAAGCACCGGCAAUCCGUACCUGCUUGACGCCUUGUCGUUGGCCGAUCUCGAAAUCUACCUCACGGUGCACAUGCUCAAGACGGGCCUCCUGCACGACGUGCCCACGCAAACCGUGCCAGAUUCGUAUCCGCACGUCAUGCGCAUCUACGAGACCGUCAAGCAACACCCCAAGGUGAUGGAGUGGAACCAUCGAAAGAACUGAAGCUCCAUCCGACAUCACGAUCGAUUGAUCGCUUUGGUGCACUUGUCGACGUCAUGCACCGCCAGUUUGGUUUUGUUCAUAAGCUAGGCGUGUGCGUUGGCCUAGAGUUGAAGGCGCAGUCUUAUCUUGAUCUUCAUCUGUGGUUCAAGCU